Molecule: messenger RNA, 917 nt
Organism: Engraulis encrasicolus (European anchovy)
Lineage: Eukaryota; Metazoa; Chordata; Actinopteri; Clupeiformes; Engraulidae
Product: serine/threonine-protein kinase PLK1-like
Exons: 2
Coding region: 46-390 (114 amino acids)
Molecular function (GO): protein binding
Source: RefSeq, a predicted model, not a curated record
UUUGUUUGUGUCUAGAUCACGCUGCUGAAGUAUUUCCGCAACUACAUGAGCGAGCACCUCUUGAAGGCCGGUGCCAACAUCACCCCUCGUGACGGUGACGAGUUGACGCGUCUGCCGUCGCUGAACUACUGGUUCCGCACCAAGAGCGCCAUCGUGCUCCACCUCAGCAACGGAACCGUGCAGGUCAACUUCUUCCAGGACCACACCAAGGUGAUCUUGUGUCCGCUGAUGGGUGCAGUGACGUACAUCGAUGAGCGUCGCGAGUUCCGCACGUAUCGCCUGAGCCUCCUGGAGGAAUUUGGCUGUAGCAGGGAGCUCGCCGGACGCCUGCGAUUUGCACACAACAUGGUGGAGAAACUACUGGCCAACCCCACGUCAUCGCAGCGCUGAAAACACACACACACACACACACACACACACACACACACACACACACACACACACACACACACACACACACACGCGGCAUGGUGAAGCUAAUGGCCAAAGCCACAUUAAAACAGUGACACACACGUUUACCCCCUCAGGCACCCUUCCAUGUAUACACACACACACACACACACACACACACACACACACACACACACACACACACACUGCAUUAGUCAGUUCUGUAUUCGCAGUCCAACCCCCCUCCUCCCGAAUCAGUUUGUUUUGUAGCUUCGUGCUGAUGAAUUAUGGGAUGGUGGUGGGCUGGCGAGAGGUCUUGCUGAGAUGAUCAUGUCCUCUUCUGUCUGUCUGUCCUGGUCAGUCCGUAUAUAUGUCUCUCUGUGUUGUUGGUCUUGAGUGUGUGCCUGCUUUGGGUGUUUUUUAUGUUUUUAUUCUUGUGUAAAAAUGUUUGUUACCAUUCAAUGUUUUCCAGAGGUUUUGUACUAUUUUAAAUAUCUGUAUAAAUGAAUAAAGACCUUAUUUGGGAA